Molecule: messenger RNA, 2381 nt
Organism: Micropterus salmoides (largemouth bass)
Lineage: Eukaryota; Metazoa; Chordata; Actinopteri; Centrarchiformes; Centrarchidae
Product: cilia- and flagella-associated protein 251-like
Exons: 2
Coding region: 552-1316 (254 amino acids)
Source: RefSeq, a predicted model, not a curated record
UCGGGCAGCGUUUCGCUGCUCGGCAGCAUGGAGUUCUCCAGGCUGACGAGGAAACACGGACUUAAGAUCUGUCCGGGUUUCCGCUGCUCCGUAGAGGAGUGUGCGUUAGCGGUGGCGGAGGUUGUCGGGGCCGGCAGCGUGAGAUCUGCGGCCAGGAUGAACGGGGCGGUGGUGAUCUUUGUGGACGAAGUAAAAAAGCUAACGCCGCCAUCACAAGCGGUAUUGUGGUGAAUGAAACGUUCGUACCAGUGCUGCCUCUGGCCUCACCGGCCAGAAGGGUGAUUUUGUCUAACGUCCCCCCGUUCAUCAGAGAUGAAGUGCUGGAGAGAGAACUCUCCAGGCAUGGGAAAAUAGUGUCCCCUAUUAAAAAAGCCCUGUCUGGGUGUAAGUCUCCUUUGCUCCAGCAUGUGGUGUCUCACAGGAGACAGUUAUUCAUGAUCCUGAAUAACAGCAAGGAAGAGUUGAACUUGUCUUGAGAGGGAACAUCAGGGCAGAAGGAAGCUGGAAAAAAGGGAGGAAUAAGUGACAAGGAGCAAAGAGGCAGAGCUGAAAUGAAGAACAGGGAGGAGGAAACAGGUGGAGACAACAGUGGUGAUGGUGAACAGAUGGAGGGAGGAAAUCAAACUGUUAGCUGCAGAGAAAAGGACACAUCAAACUGUCAAAGCAUCAGUGAUGAGGGAAACAAGGCAGGUGAGUCUCAACAGAGCUGUGAGACUGUGGGUGCUGAUAUUGAAAAUAAUGAGGAGGAGGAAAAUGGGGAGGAUGAAGAUGAGGAGGAGGAGGAGGAGGAGGAUGAGACGCAAAAUAGUAAGACAGCUGGGCCAGAGGAGAUUUUGGCAGGAAGUGCAGAUAUAGACAUGGUUGGUGAGGAGAGCAGCCUGACAAUCACUCGGCAGAAAAGAAAAUCUGAAAUCGACAGUAAAGGCUCAAAAGCAAAGAAGGUUACAGUCAGCAAAGACAAACAGAAGCAGAGUGUGAAGGAGUCGAUGGCGGAGUAUGACUCCAGUGUGGAAGGCCGUUUUGAUGCAGACAGUGAGAGUGAUGUCUCACUGAACAAAAUAACACCAGGAGAGCUGAAUGAACAGAUUUAUGGGGUUGAGAAAAUCAAACUGUUUCUACAGAAAACAAAGAACGUAAAAGGGGUAAAAGUUGAAAGUUUCUUUCCAGACAAAGAGGCUUUUCUUAACUCAGUCAAGUCACAGCUGAGGGCCAAAGGAAGAGAGGGUUUAACUGAGCAGGAGGUUUACAGGUUGAGGAAAAUAGUGGUGAAGAUCAGACAUGAACUUAAUGAAGAAGAUGGAGAGGAAUCAAACUAAAGGUUUUCUUUUUCUCAGUCUGUGUGUGCUGUCUGGUUGUUUUUUUAUUUUUUCAAUGAGUGAUUUUAAAGUUGCUCAUUGAAUUUAAAUGGCGCUGCGGACAUCAGGAAAAGGAUGCAGCUAUAUGAGCUGAUGAAGCUGAAAAGUGUUGAUGUGAUGUUUGUCCAGGAAACACACAGCGACAGGUCCAGUGAAACUGACUGGAGAUCAGAAUGGGACGGCGAGGUCGUGUUAAGCUCCUUGACCUCAGUGAGCGGGGGGGUAGCCAUCCUUUUCUCUAAAAAGUUUCUGCCGAUUUCUUAUGAACUUAAAGAAGUGAUAGAAGGAAGGCUGAUGAUGGUCAGAGCCAAGUUUGAGUGUUUCACUCUCACAUUCAUUAAUGUUUAUGCUCCAAAUGUCGGCUCAGACAGAGUCCGUUUUAUUAAUACUCUCAGUGACACUCUGACUAGUUUUGGUUCAGAUGAUUUUUGUUUUUAGGGGGAGAUUUUAAUUGUACUCAGAAUGAUUCUUUGGACAGGAAUCAUGUUGAACCUCAUGCUGCUUCGAAAAAGGCAAUUAAUGAAGUAAUAAAAACACAUGAUUUGGUGGACGUUUGGAGGAGGUUGCACACUGAAGACCGACAGUACACCUGGGUGCAUACAAGAGAAAAUUUUAUUUCUUUGGCUCGACUGGACAGGUUUUAUUGUUUUAAACAUCAUUUUAGUGUUUUUAAGGCAUGUAGCAUUUUACCUGUACAUUUUAGUGAUCAUUUUUUAGUGGUCUGCAGUGCUUUUAUUGCAAAAACUGAAAAACGGAGUGCAUACUGGCAUUUUAACACCAAUUUACUCAGUGAUGCUAAUUUCAAAGAUGUUGUGGUUUAUUUCUGGAAGGUGCAUAGGGCUGAAAGGAACAGUUUUGUUUCUUUAAGACAAUGGUGGGACUGUGGGAAGGUUAAAAUCAAACAGCUCUGUCUACAGUACACUCUGAAUGUCAUGAGGGACAUUACUAGAUCAAUGACGACUCUAGAGACUGAGAUAGUGGAACUUUUAGGCUUGAUUGAGUCCACAGGAAAUCGAGAGCAUUUUG